This is a messenger RNA of Lolium rigidum, 2699 nucleotides long. RefSeq lists its product as uncharacterized. The transcript has 3 exons. The record is from RefSeq and is a predicted model, not a curated record. NCBI's taxonomy places the organism in Eukaryota, Viridiplantae, Streptophyta, Magnoliopsida, Poales, Poaceae. Bases 722 to 2146 code for a protein of 474 amino acids.
CCUCCUCUUCCGCACCAUGCUGGCCCGCCAGGCUGCAGCAGGUGCUGCGGCUCAAGGCCCUUGCUGGGCACCAUCUGCAGGCGUUGAUUCCUCUGUGUCUCCUUGGUUCACGCAUGAAAAUAUGGAUGACUCCGAUCUGGAAGUAUGGUAUGAUUUCUUUAUUCCUUAUGCAUCUACGAUUACCUUGAUAGUUUCUAGCUGAUGAUUCCGAUCUGGACAUUUGUAUGAUAUACAAUAGCAGCUAUUGGCAUACUGCAUUUCGUGAGCAUGGUCAGAGGUGGGCAAAAGUCCACUUUUCAUGUAUCUAAAUGCAGCAAUAUCUUCUUCUCAUGUAUCUAAGUGUUGUUUUUAGCAAGAUUAGAACUGCAUUAUUAAGCUCCAAAAUGCAAUCACAACCAUUAUAGUGUUCAAAACUGCUGUAGGUAGGAUUCUUCCGUACAUGAGUUUUUUCCACACUAUCACUGCUACUUUCUUUUUGUGCUGAAAUACAAGAAUGUUUUCUACUGAUUUUAUUUAAAAUGUAUUUAAAUUGUAGUCAACAUUCCACACUUUAAGUUCAGUGCAGUCCAGAUAACCAUGUACUCCAGUCAAAAGUCCAACUACACUUAACUACAAUGCAGUUCAGAUAACCAUGUACUCAAGUCAAAAGUCCAACUACACUUAACUACAAUGUAGUUCAGAUAACCAUGUAACAAUAAUUACGUGCUGUUGAUUCUAUAUAAUGCUCUAUCUCCUCUUCAGACUCAUCCACCCAAACCCAUCUUCCUCCUCUACCUCUUAUCUUCCUACUCAGCCUACCAACCUCUAUCCCUUAGCCACCAUGUCCGAUUCAUACACAGAUGAUUCUGGUGAGCUAGCCCCAUCCAGAAUCAUGGAAGUUUAUGUUGCUGAGCAGAACCUACUAGACUCCUUUGCUAAGAGGCUUGUGAUGAAAAUCAAGGCAAGGCUUGGAGAUGGAUUAUCUCGGCGACGAUACGGUAAAAGGAAGAGAAUUCGAAGGGAUCAUAGAGGUGCUCAUGAACGUCUGGUGGAGGACUACUUUGCUGAACAACCACUCUACCCCGAGAGUAUGUUUCGUACUAGAUUUCGUAUGAAUAGAGACCUCUUCCUACGCAUUGUGAAUGCCCUUGGUCAAUGGUCUCCCUAUUUCACUUAUAGGGCAGAUUGUUCUGGUCGAAUAGGACUCUCACCAUUGCAAAAGUGUACGGCAGCCAUGCGCAUGUUAGCAUACGGCACCCCUGCAGAUGCCCUUGAUGAGUACUUGAAGAUUGGCAAAUGCACUGCAUUAGAGUGUUUGGACAAGUUUGCACGGGGGGUGAUUCAUGUGUUCGGUGGGAAGUACUUGCGACGCCCGACACAGGAGGAUGUCGAGCGUCUACUUCAGGUUAACGAAUCUCGUGGUUUCCCUGGAAUGCUAGGAAGUAUCGACUGCAUGCACUGGCGGUGGGAGAAUUGUCCUUUAGCAUGGAGGGGGCAAUUCACGCGUGGUGAUUAUGGAGUACCAACGAUGAUCCUAGAAGCCGUUGCUUCUCAGGACCUUCAUAUUUGGCAUGCUUUCUUUGGAGUUGCUGGGUCAAACAAUGACCUUAAUGUGCUCAACCAGUCCCCACUGUUUUUUGAUGCAUUAAAAGGAGAGGCCCCUCAAGUUCAGUUUUCUGUCAAUGGGAAUGAGUAUACCACAGGUUACUACCUUGCCGAUGGUAUAUACCCAGAAUGGGCUGCGUUCAUGAAGACUAUACCACUUCCCCAAACAGAGAAGGACAAGUUGUUUGCGAAGUACCAAGAAGGGGCAAGGAAAGAUGUUGAGCGUGCUUUCGGGGUGUUGCAGUCCCGUUUUAGCAUUGUACGCCGGCCUGCACGUUUAUGGAAGAGAAAGAGUAUUGGAAGGAUAAUGCUAGCUUGUGUGAUUCUUCACAAUAUGAUAGUCGAAGAUGAAAAAGAGCAGGCUGCCAUUCAUAUUGACUUGAAUGAGAAUCCAGGGGCUUCAUUUGCUCUGCCUCCUGAAGUGAAUGUUGGCGGAAAUCUUUGUUUCGCUGAUGUGAUGCGUAGAAAAGCUACUAUCCGUGCUCGUCCACAACAUACCCAGCUUAAAAAUGAUUUGAUCGAGCAUAUUUGGCAUAGGUUUCGAAAUAGCCGUCAUAAUUAAUCAUGGAUUGAGCAAUGAUGUGGUGAUUGCAGCAGGUGGUAUUUGCGGUCUUGAAGUAUAUCGAUGAAAAUGGAUGGUCGCUCCUUUCUACAAAGUUUCAACUAUGCUUUGUGACUUUCGUGGAUGGUGUAGAUCAAAACUAAUGGCUUGUUUGCCUAAGAUCUUAUUUAGCAUUAAGUUUAGUUAAUGAUUUCUUAUAGACUUAUGUAAUGUUUAAGUGUCGAUGUGAUGGUGCUAUUCUCCACCAUUUGUUGCUUAUCGUUUGUCUAGAUCAAAAUUAACGGCUUGUUUGCCAGAGAUCUUAUUUGUUAUGUAAUGUUUAAGUGUGGUCUGAAUAUUAAUCAGUUUAUCUCAUCACAUCCUGUUGGCAUGAAUGGCAUAUAUAUCUAUGGUGUUUGAAAUGGCCACAAAGUUGCAGUUUACAGUGGAUCCUAAUAAAUUGUAUACACAUGCUAGACUAUAGCCAAUAUAAUAGCCAACUUGUUAUACAAGUGGGCUUUUAUAAAGGCUUUAGGUGACAUGGCACUAGUGUAGAGCCAGCAGCCGGCUCUUC